Molecule: messenger RNA, 3066 nt
Organism: Dichotomopilus funicola
Lineage: Eukaryota; Fungi; Ascomycota; Sordariomycetes; Sordariales; Chaetomiaceae
Exons: 2
Coding region: 1-3066 (1021 amino acids)
Biological process (GO): protein dephosphorylation
Molecular function (GO): protein tyrosine phosphatase activity
Source: RefSeq, a predicted model, not a curated record
AUGCCGCCAGAGCCCCGAACAAAUGACCGGCCUUCUUUUUAUACCAUGAAGACGCCGGUCCCAAUGUCAGCAGUGAGCCCCCAAGGACUCGCCCACUCCCGGGUUACUUCACAGCCCUACAAGCCAACAACAUCAACAACCCCGAUUUCCUCACCACGGCCACCGCCCUCUGUCGGCCAAGCACACCCACCAAAGCCCUCCCCUGGAUUCAACAACCGGGGCGCGACCACCACAACCCACGAGCCCAGGCCCCCAAGCCCCAACUACUUUGGGUUGGCUGUCGACCACCCGGGGGCGGACCCACGCGAUUCUUGUUUGGUGCCGCGCGAAAACUGGAGUUCCCCUUCCUCUUCGGUCAAGUCAUUUGGCGCCGCGAUCCCAAAGCAACUUCCCCUCGACGCAAACCCCGAUUUUGAGGCCUUCCGCAGGCAGAUCGAUGCCAACCGCGCCAGGGCCUCGUUCAGCCUCUCGGCCUCCCAUUUUAGCAGCUCGACGGGCACUGCCCAAACCCCACCAGCCUCGAUACCAUCUGCCCUGCAACGACCACGUCCUCCCAAACGACACACCCAGGCGGGGGAUGGAUCUGACUUCCCGCUAGCUCGCUCAUCGCGCCAGGUUGCCGAGUCUUUCAACCUAAACCUGGGCGACAUUACGGGUACCAGGAAGCUUGAUCGAGACGCUGAGAGCUCCCGAGGAGAUUCCGUGUAUGUACCCGGGGACUUCAAGCGCAGUUCCGUUCUGUCACUAAACCCGUCUUUCUUCCCGGGCGCUAGUAAACACGAGGUCCCCCCGCUUAAACUACAAACCCCCCUUCCCUCUCUCGGCCAGGCGGAGACGACACAUCUUACUGCUGUGAGUGGCACAAACGGCCGGCCUUCGCCACAACCGAGUAUCCGAUCGACCGCUUCGCUCAGCAAGCCCGGCACUGCCGCGCCACUCCAGACGGCUGGGGCACUAGGCCCUUCCAUGAUAACCCCUACCGAGUUGAAGGCUCUGCUGGAAGGCGAUCUGGGGGAUAAGCUCCUGGUGCUGGACCUCAGAGUCUCGCCCCAGUUCGGCCUGUCGAGAGUGCGCGGUGCCUUAAACCUAUGCAUACCCACGACCCUGCUGAAGCGGGCCACGUUCAACCUUCAGAAGUUGCAGCAGACCUUCUCAGCCGACCGUGACCAGGAGAGGUUCGCAAACUGGCGCGACGUCGGCCACAUUGUUGUUUAUGACGCAGCCUCGUCUGAUCAACGUGAUGCCGUUUCCGGUAUAAACAUGAUCAAAAAGUUUACCAACGAGGGUUACAUUGGACCAGCUAGUAUCCUACGCGGUGGUUUUAACGCCUUUGCGACCGAGUUCCCCGAUCUAGUUGACAGUUCCUUGGGCGGGCCGUCGCCGGGCCUCUCUCUUGGACAUGCUUCGGUUUCCGGUGGUUUACGGGCUAACGUGCCGCCAGUGAUUGGCGGUGUUCUUCUACCUAACGCAAACCACAGCCCGAGUCCCUUCUUUAACAAUAUCCGCCAAAAUCAAGACCUAGUCGACGGUGUCGGUCAAAUGGAUGUUGGCAUUCCUCCGGGCCUCGCUCCAGCGAGUCUGCCACAGUGGCUUCGAGAAGCCGCCGCGUCUGGUGACCGUGGAAAGAAGGUCUCAGACCGGUUCCUGCAUAUUGAGCGUGCCGAGCAGGCCCGCAUGCGUGAGGCCUACUCAGUAAUCCAGCCCGCGGAUGCCAAUAAUGAGGCCGACGGCGGGAAAAUUAAAGUGCAGCUAUCUGGUAUUGAGAAAGGAGGAAAGAACAGAUACAAGGACAUCCUGCCUUUUGAACACGCAAGAGUCAAGCUUCUCGGUCGCCAGCAGGGUGCGUGUGAUUACGUCAACGCCAGCUAUCUUCAAUCUACUCGUAGCCAUAAGCGGUACAUUGCUAGCCAGGGGCCGCUGCCGGCGACCUUUGAGGAUUUCUGGUCUGUGGUUUGGGACAAUGAUGUUCGUGUCAUUGUCAUGCUGACGGCCGAAUCGGAAGGGGGCCAGUUGAAAUGCCACCCGUACUGGAAAGGGAACGACUUCGGUCCAAUUAGGCUACGGAGCCUGUCUGAGAAGAGGAUAUCGCUGGAUGUUGACAGGCAGAGAUCCCCGCCUGCCACGGCAACGGGUGAUGGGAUGACGAGUUCACCACAUUCCUCUUCACCGGACCCGGCCCUCCCCGAGGUGGCUCGGAGGCGGGCGAACACGGCGACUACUCUCGGCUCUGUGCCGCAGGAGGCCCAGAACCAGUUCAUGUUCCCCUCACAAACGGCGGCUGCCCCCGAGACACCCUACGUUAUCGUCAGGAAGUUUGCCCUGAGCCAUGCGGCCCACCCGUUCUCGCCCAUUCGUGAAAUUACCCAGCUCCAUUACCCGUCAUGGCCUGAUUUCGGCGCCCCGGCUCAGCCCAGCCAUCUCCUCGCACUUGUUGAACUCUCGAACGCCAUGCAGCGCUCGGCACUUCCGCUAGACGUCUCGGUUACCCUCUCUUCGGCUUCCGUAUCACGUAGAAACAGCGAUCAUCCCGGAGUUUCUGCAGGCAACCAUGUCUUGGCAACAUCCGACUCGAGAACCCCCGAUGGUGGGAACACAAGCCCAAGCCCAGGCUGGCACCAAAGCCCCGAAGCACAGGAGAGCGUGCGGCCCAUGCUCGUACACUGUUCUGCCGGGUGUGGCCGCACCGGCGCGUUCUGUACCGUCGAUAGUGUUAUCGACAUGCUCAAGCGCCAGAGGCAGCACAUGCUGCGCCAGGGGCCCGUAACCAACACGAAUAAGGCCGCGCCCCGCGAUUGUGAUGGCGAUGUUAUUAUGAAUGGGGACAAGGCAGCCGCGUCUGAUCAGCUCGACAUUGACGUGAGCUGGUUGGACAACGACAACAUGGACUUGAUUGCGCAGACCGUCGAAGACUUCCGCAGGCAGCGGCUGAGCACGGUCCAAAGCCUGCGGCAGUUUGUGCUCUGCUACGAGACAGUGUUGGAGUGGAUCCGACGACUACAAGACAACGGUGGCGGCAUUCUCGGCGCACACGGGAGGAGCAACGGGAAUCUACCGCUUGGGCUAUAG